AUGAUAACACUAGCUAUCGCACUGGUUGCAGUCGUCCUGGUGUACAUAUACGGUACAAGAACAUACAAAUAUUGGGAGAAACGAGGGGUCAAAUAUGUUAAACCAAUACCAUUCCUCGGGACAUACGGAAGCGUCUAUAUUAUGCAAAAGAGUGUAAGCCAAAUUAAUGUCGACGCGUACUGGAGCUACCCUAACGAAAAGGUGGUGGGACAAUUCUGGGCAUCAAAACCGCAGUUAUUGAUAAGAGACCCGGAGAUCAUUAAACGGAUCCUAGUUACAGACUUUGCACAUUUUUACCCAAGGGGUUUAAAUCCGCACAAAGAAGUGAUUGAGCCGCUAUUACGAAAUUUGUUUUUUGCGGACGGUGAUCUAUGGCGACUACUGAGACAACGUAUGACGCCAGCGUUUACUAGUGGUAAAUUAAAAGCGAUGUUUCCAUUAAUCGUGCAAAGAGCUGAGAAACUACAGACACGUGCUCUUACUGGUUCAAAUAGCGGGCAGGUGCUAGACGCGAGAGACCUAAUGGCACGGUAUACAACCGAUUUCAUCGGAGCUUGUGGCUUUGGACUCGAUGCAGACUCACUCAGUGAUGAAAACUCAGCAUUUAGAAAACUAGGCGCAAAGAUAUUCACUUCAGGUCCCAAAGACAUUUUUAUAGCAAUGUUAAAGGAAGUGUUCCCCGAUAUGUGCAAGCAUUUGAAGUACUUAAACCGUGUUGAAGAAGAUAUGAUUAAUCUUGUUAGGAGUGUUCUGAAAGAUAGAAAUUACGAACCAUCGGGAAGAAACGAUUUUAUUGAUUUAUUAUUAGAAUGUAAGCAAAAGGGAACAAUGGUAGGCGAGUCAAUAGAGAAAACAAAACCUGAUGGCACUGCAGAAUUAGCCACAUUAGAAUUAGAUGAUGAGCUUUUAGCUGCGCAAGUUUUUGUAUUUUUUGCUGCUGGUUUUGAAACUUCUUCAUCCGCAACGAGUUUUACAUUGCACCAGCUUGCAUUUAAUCCGAAUGUACAGGAAAAAGUUCAAGAAGAAAUCGACCGAGUUCUUGCUAAGUAUGAUAAUAAAUUAAGCUAUGAUGCCGUUAAAGAAAUGACGUACUUAGAAUGGACUUUCAAAGAGGCUAUGAGGAUUUUUCCAUCCCUUGGUUUUUUAAUCAGAGAAUGCGCUAAACAAUAUACUAUUCCUGAAAUUAACUUAACAAUUGAUCAAGGUGUUAUAAUAGCAAUUUCAGUACAGGCACUACACAAUGAUCCAAAGUAUUUUCCUAAUCCAGAAAACUUCAGGCCCGAAAGAUUUGACCCAGAGGAGUUAAGAUCUGUAGAAAAAUAUGUUUAUUUACCAUUCGGUGCAGGGCCUCGUGUUUGCAUUGGUGAACGACUGGGCCUAAUGCAGUCGUUGGCGGGGCUGGCUGCAUUGCUGUCUCGUUUCUCAGUGGAGCCAGCACCUAAAACUUUAAGAUAUCCAAAGAUCAAUCCAGCUUCCGAUAUUGUACAAGUUAUCCAAGGUGGACUACCGCUUCGCUUUAUAAAACGAGCAGCAAAAUGA
Messenger RNA from Parnassius mnemosyne (clouded apollo), 1539 nucleotides. Lineage: Eukaryota; Metazoa; Arthropoda; Insecta; Lepidoptera; Papilionidae. The record is from the annotation of a GenBank genome assembly.